Messenger RNA from Macadamia integrifolia, 2506 nucleotides. RefSeq names its product eukaryotic translation initiation factor 5B. Bases 57 to 1925 code for a protein of 622 amino acids. NCBI's taxonomy places the organism in Eukaryota, Viridiplantae, Streptophyta, Magnoliopsida, Proteales, Proteaceae. The record is from RefSeq and is a predicted model, not a curated record. The transcript has 6 exons.
UCAAGAGUCAAAGACACAGUCGUUAGGAGUUUGGACUUAAGGGACUUGAGAUCAGAAUGCCAUGUCCAAGAGAAACAGCAGUAAUGUCGUUCUUCAAUGUCUCAGACUCUUUCUACCUUGUCUUGCUCUUCUUCUAUUUUACUUCAAUCUUGCUUGCCAGGUUCAUUCACUUUCUUUGCAGGAAUUGCUCUAUCAAAAGCAUUGAUGAUGAAGGCCCAGCUGACUAUUUAGAUGAUGAUGAUGAUGCUGAAGAAGAAGAGGAAGAAGAGGAAGAAGAAGAAGAAGAAGAAGAAGAAGAAGAAGAAGAAGAGGAGGAGGAGGAGGAGGAGGAGGAGAAGGAGGAGGAGGAGGAGGAGGAAGAAAAAGAAGAAAAACAUGUCUUCUUUACUGUGGAAUACACAGAAAGAGAUGAUCUUGUUGCCGACAUCAUUUGUGGCGGCGAAGCCUUAUUGUUCUUGCCCAUUAAGACCACCCAGAAGCCCCCUGAAGAAGACAUGGACUCUGAGGACUGUGUAUUUGAAGAUCCUGAUGAAAGCUUUGUCCCAGAAGAAUUGCCAAUUCCUAACUCACCUGCUCCAAAGUCUGAGUGUAAUGCAGAAGUUGUGGUUGAAGAAAAGCUUCCCACAAGGGACACUGAUUCAGUCGAUGGGUCUACAAUGGAGCUUCCAACGCCAAUGGAAACAGACCCAAAUGAAAAUGGCUGUGUGGCUGAUGAUUUAGCUUAUGAAGAAGGAUAUGAUAAGAGAGAAGCUGAAGCUGAAGUUGACAGUGGGAAUGUAGAGACAAAUUUCUCAGAAGAUGAGAAUUUUUUGAUUUUUGGUCCUACACACUUGGAAACCAAAAAGCUUCAAGCUAAAACAACUGAGGAUAAUUGUGGAGAUUCAUUUACAGUUGGGUCAACUUCUAAGAGUUCUUCUGAAUGGAGAAGCUCCAUGAUUUGCAGGGAUUCAGGAACAGAGGAUCCCUUCUCAUCUUCGUCUCGAAGGAGCUGCCCAAACUGGGAGUCAUAUACUGUGUUUCGAAAAUACGACGAGGAGAUGAUGUUUUUGGAUCGAAUUAGUGCCCAAAAGCUUAAUGAAACAGAAUCACUUAGAGGCAUUGAAGUAUGUCCAAGAUCCAUCUCACAAAGGAUAGUGCAUAAGCUGACUACCAAGAACAGAAGGUCAAAGGAGAAAACUAGAAACCCAUAUCAUGAAUUGGAGAAUGCUUAUGCUGCUCAAAUUUGCUUAGCAUGGGAAGCUCUUAAUUGGAACUACAAGAACUUCCAGCGCCUAAGAGCUUCGCGAGCCAAGGAAGAAGAUCUGGGUUGUCCUGGCCGAAUUGCUCAGCAGUUUCAGCAAUUUCAGGUUCUGUUACAGCGAUACAUCGAGAAUGAGCCCUAUGAAUAUGGCCGGAGACCUGAAGUUUAUGCUCGUAUGAGGAUUUGUGCACCAAAAUUACUUCAAGUUCCUGAAUUCCGAGAUUCAGAAGAGGAACAGAAAGAGGAGGGUUUUGGUAUGAGGAUCUCAUCACCUAAGUUCCUUAAAAUAAUGGAGGAAGGAAUUGAAACGUUCAUGAAUUUUCUCAAGGCAGAUAAGGAGAAGCCUUGCCAGAUCAUUACAGCAUUUUUCAAGAGACAUAAAAGCAAUUCAGUUGAUCCGACUCAUCUCCAUAUGGUGAAGAAGGCAAAUAGAAAGAAGAAGACGAAGCUUAAAGAUCUGCGCCGCAGUCAUAAAUGCUUAAGGAGGAGGAAGAAGUUGAAGCCAGAGGAGGACAUGGAGAUACUGAUGGGUCUGAUAGACCUAAAAGUGGUGUCCAGGGUAUUGAGAAUGUCUGAUAUCAGUGAAGAACAGUUGAGGUGGUGUGAGGAGAAGAUGAGCAAAGUAAGAUUGUGGGAAGGGAAGCUACAAAGAGAUUCCUCCCCACUUUUCUUUCCUAAUCACUGAGCCAUCCUUCCAAAGGGUAGUUGUGUUGCAUGAUGACUAGAUCAUGAAUGUGCAUGAGACUAUGAGAGUGAAUAUCCUAGUUACCCUUUUGUAAAUGCUGAAUAAAAUGGUAGUGGGGACCCACGAGUCAAAGUAACAAAAUGUGAGGGUGACACAGAUUUGGAGGAUUUGGAAUCCAAAAAAACGAAAAGUAAAGAUGAUUUGUCUCUGUGAUAUCUAAUGACUAGGGAAAGUGAAAGGUUGCAUAGACAAAGGAAAGAGAUAGAGACGAGACAUGGGUAGCUUUAGCUUUCUUUAUCUUUUUAAUUGUGGAAGUUUAUCUAUAACUCCAUUGGAUUUGAAUUGAAUCAAAAGAAGAGAUGGACAAAGCUGCCAUUUUAUGCGGUGGAAUAAAAAGGGGAGCACAUGGUACACUCAAAGGGAGAGAGACCUCAAAUGGGUCCCUCUUAUUUCAGCAAAGAAUCAAGGAAAGGAGACUAUACAUUAAUAAAAAUCAGCCAUUGUAAGAAGUAUCUUGAUAGCUCUGAUUUGAUAUUGGAUAGUAAAAAGUUAAUGAAGUUUCAGAACUCUCUUUGUGUUAA